Branchiostoma belcheri (Belcher's lancelet) is the source of this 1831-nucleotide messenger RNA. Its product is annotated as zinc finger protein 525-like. NCBI's taxonomy places the organism in Eukaryota, Metazoa, Chordata, Leptocardii, Amphioxiformes, Branchiostomatidae. The record is from RefSeq and is a predicted model, not a curated record. Gene Ontology annotation, cellular component: nucleus. The coding region runs from base 348 to 1367 and encodes 339 amino acids. Gene Ontology annotation, biological process: regulation of transcription by RNA polymerase II; central nervous system development. The transcript has 3 exons. Gene Ontology annotation, molecular function: RNA polymerase II cis-regulatory region sequence-specific DNA binding; DNA-binding transcription factor activity, RNA polymerase II-specific.
UAAACUUAUAUGCCAGACAAAAUCUCUUAUAUCAUUUUGAUUAGUUUAUCCGACAAGGCAUCUGUAACAACAUAAUUCAGGAGCCAGGUAAUCAGGUUAGUCACCUUUAACCUUUGCCCUCGGUGGGUUUGACCUAUGAUUAUGCCGAACCGCCAUUUUUAACUGUGAGUGGUGUCAUUAUUUCUUUCAAAUUCGAGGCAAUUUCCAUCAUACAUCGGCUGUGUAUCAAAUCUGGGUAGUUUUGAAAUACAGUACUGACUCUGCAGCCGUGAGAAUCUGUGUCGUCGUGAAAACGUCGUGUAGUGCUUUGGAGCGUCAGUGCAUCUUGGGUUACGAGUUCGACCAACAUGACGACCAGAGCUGAAUCUCACCUGAAACAAGAGGAGGGAGAGAAUGGGCUUGGAGAGCUGGAUUCUCCGCGUACCCAUAAGUGUGGUGAGUGUGACAAGGAGUUUCGUUACCUGAGUUAUCUGAAGCGACACAUGCGGACUCACACUGGUGAGAAACCGUACAGAUGUGACAAGUGCAACAGACAGUUUAGUGAGCUCGGUAAGCUAAAGUCACACAUCCGGACUCACACUGGCGAGAAACCGUACGGCUGUGAGGAGUGCAACAGACAGUUCAGCGCCCUCAGUAAUCUGAAGACUCACAUGCGGACUCACACUGGUGAGAAACCGUACAGAUGUGAGGAGUGCAGCAAGCAGUUUAGCGAUUCGCGUGAUCUAAAAAGACAUCUUCGAACUCACACGGGUAAGAAACCGUACAAGUGUGGGGAGUGCAGCAAUCGGUUUAGUGAUUCGAGUGCUCUAAAUAGACAUGUGCGAACUCACACGGGUGAGAAACCGUACAGGUGUGAGGAGUGCAGCAAAUCGUUCUGUAGACUGUCUCAUCUCAAAAGCCACAUUCGGACUCACACAGGUGAGAAACCGUACAAGUGUGAGGAGUGCGGCUGGAAGUCCAGUGAGCUGGGUAGUCUAAAGAUACACAUGCGGACUCACACUGGUGAGAAACCGUACAGAUGUGAGGAGUGCAACAGACAGUUCAGCGCCCUCAGUAGUCUGAAGAAACACAUACGGACUCACACUGGGGAGAAACCAUACGGUUGUCAAGAGUGCAGCAGGCAGUUUAGUCAGCCUCAAGAUCUAAAGAGACACAUGCGGACUCACACUGGUGAGAAACCGUACAGCUGUGAGGAGUGCAGCAAGCAGUUCAGUCAGCUGGGUAAUCUAAAGAGACACAUUCAAACCCACACUAGGGAGAAACCCUACAGGUGUGAGGAGUGCAGCAAGCAGUUUAGUGACUUGCAAACUCUAAAGGCACACUUGCGGACUCACACUGGCGAGAAACCUACCGAUGUGUACAUGUAAAGUUAACAAUAGCGAGGAUCUAAUAUCACGAUCGAUGCAAGCACAUGCCCCGUAGCCUGUUGAUUAGAGCUAGAAGCUUUAAAUGUCACUGUGUGAUAGUUAUGUUAUUCUGUUGCCAGUAUAUACAUGUACAGUUUUUCUGUCAGUAGAAUUCCCUCUACACAAGGUUAACUGUAAAGUUAACAAUAGAAGUGGUUUUAUAUCACAAUCAAUGCAAACAUAUGCCAACUACAUGUAGUUAUAUAUUGAUAUACUGUAUUUUUUUAAUUUAGAUAUAGUUACAGUGUUACAUGUUAUAGUGAAUCUAAAUGUUGUUUGUUUUCCUAGUGUUCUGCCAGGUAGCUGUAGUUGUUAGAGAUUUGCCAACUUUCUGUAUCUCGAUUCAACAAUAAAAAUCGCCCAGGCGUAGUAUGUGUCGUUGUAUUUGUUUCAUUGCGUACCGGACCGGUUUUAAUUGCAGCAUA